AUGAAUGUCAGUACAAGUGCAUUAGGAGUAAGAAGAAGGAAAGUAGCAACACAAAAUAUAGAUGAUGAAGAAAAUUCAGCCCAAUUAAAAUUAGGACCAGAAUUUCAAUUAAAUCAAAUAACAAAUACGGGAGAAGAACAACAAUUAAUUGCAUUAAAUUUAUCAGAAGCUAGAUUAUUAAUUAGAGCAGCAUUAAAAGAGCGUAAAAAAAAUAAAAAUCCAAAUAAAAAAUCAAAUAAACAAAAUCAAUCAAAUACAAACAAUAAUAAUAAUAAUAAUAUAAGUGAUUCAGAUGAAGAAGAUGAAGAUGAUGAUACAUUAAAUAAUACAAGAGAAGAUGAAUUAUCAAAUAUAGAAUUAGCAGGACCCAAUUCAAAUGAAAUUAUGCAUAAAACUUUAAAUUUCUUAACAAAUUUUAGUAGGUUUAAAAAUAGAUCAAGUUGUGAAACAGUUGAAAAAUUAAUUAAUGAUUUUAAUGAACAUUGUAAUGAAUAUUUACAUCCUUUUGAAAUGGCUCAAUUAGGUACUUUAGAAUGUGAAGAUGCUGAAGAAGCUAAAUCUUUAAUACCUACAUUAACUAAUAAAGUAAGUGAUGUUCAAUUACAAAGUUUAUUAACUGAAUUACGUAAGUAUCAAACUUUAUAA
Molecule: messenger RNA, 645 nt
Organism: Lodderomyces jiufengensis
Lineage: Eukaryota; Fungi; Ascomycota; Pichiomycetes; Serinales; Debaryomycetaceae
Gene: RPB4
Product: DNA-directed RNA polymerase II subunit
Exons: 1
Coding region: 1-645 (214 amino acids)
Biological process (GO): mRNA export from nucleus in response to heat stress; transcription initiation at RNA polymerase II promoter; nuclear-transcribed mRNA catabolic process, deadenylation-dependent decay
Cellular component (GO): P-body; RNA polymerase II, core complex
Molecular function (GO): nucleotide binding; translation initiation factor binding
Source: RefSeq, a predicted model, not a curated record